AUGGCCAAGUCGUUUCCAUUAAUGCCAAAAUGGCUGGCGAUCCAUUGUAAAGCAAUAUAUUGUCCAUCUUUAAAAGAGAGUCGAGAACAAUCUGCCAGUCAUAAAUUGCUGUUGUGCAAAGUUCUAGCUGAUCCAGUGUGCUUGCAACAAAACUAUGACUCUAAACAUUUUCGGACCUCACCUGGUGGCUAUUUAACUGAAGAUAUAACUCAGGACUUAUGUAAGAAAUUAUGUGGAGAACAGUCUUUUCCAUAUAUUGGAUUGGUAUCUGGAUCAUACUGUUUAUGUGGAAAUGAUACAAAUGAUUUUGGGACAGUGGAUAUUGAACUGUGUGAUGCAUUUUGUUCUGGCAAUCCAGAUGAAGUUUGUGGAUCUAAUAAUACUGAUCGGAUGUAUGUCAUGGAAGCUACCUUAAUCGGGAGUGUACAUGGAAUUUCUAUCGUUAUUGAUGAUGAAGUCCACUUUACAGAUGAAAUGGUGAAAAUUUCUAUUGAAGUAAAUGCAGAUACUCAGUUUCAAGUUAACUUAAAGUUUGGAGAUGAGACAUCAUAUGCCUUCCAUGAUGAAAGCUCUUUUGUUAUUGAGAAGUAUUAUAGAGUUCCUGGAGACUAUGUAGUUUAUGCAACAGCUAUUUCCAAAGUGCAGCCAGAUGUCGUAGUUUUUGAUGAAAUUGCCAUCACCAUCGAAGAUAGGAACAUUUAUUUUGAGGUCAUAUGUCCAACAGUUGUAAAACCAGAAACCACAGCACAGAGUUCAGUGAUAUUUCAUUGGGGUACUCUUCUGUCUGUAACUUUUCAGAUGUCUCAAGAUGAAGAGGAAUCUGUUGGUUACGAGGUCAUGGAUCCUUUUUAUGUGACUUUUGGACAACCUGUUCCACCACUGUUGGAUGAAACAGAAAGUUGUGAGAUGUCUUUGGAAGAAGCUCAUUUACCGUACACUAGAGUAAAAACUAAGGCAUUACUCUUGGGUUUUGAGUAUUUUGUGAAGCAAAGUGGAAGCUUUGAAUUUUUGAUUUUGAGUCCUGUAUGUGAUUCUGAAGAAUACUGUGAUGCAACUUUAGACUGCAGAUCAUCAUGCUCUCCUUCGGAUGUAAUAGCUUGUGAAGACAACAUGUCUCUAUGUUCUUAUAUAAGUCUAUGUGUAGAUUCUGAUUCACCCCCACAAUGUGAUAUCAAAUCAAAUCCUAAUUUAAAUUAUGAUAAAAAGCAUUCGUUUUCCAUAGAAGAAGAUACUGUAGGUUAUAAAUAUUUGAAUCUUAGUUCUGAAGCUUAUGAGAUUAUGCCAGGUGAUAUAUUUGGUUUUAAGACAGAUGGAGAUGCUGCUUUGUGGUGCAGAAAUUCGACUAGUUAUGAAAUUGAUAAUAAUAUUGAAGAUUUUACAACUGAUGGAGGCCUAGGUGUCCUACAUUAUCUAAGAGCUAUUCUUGUAGAAUCAAGUAAUAUAUCUCUCAGAUAUAUGUAUAAUUUAACGGGUAAUUAUUCAGUGUCAGUGAAAGUGGAGGAUUUUUGGUCAGAAGAACCUCAAAUGAAGUUGGCAUAUCUUCCAGUUCAAAUUCCUAUUUCUGGUAUGAUACUUGUAGUAGAUCCUUUGAAUGUCAUGGUUGGAAAAGAGCACUCUGCAAAGAUUUUAAUAACAAAUGGGAGUGAUUUAUCUGUGUUGUGGAAUUAUUAUGGUGAAAGUGAAGAACAGUUCUUUGAAGGUCCUGUGUCUGCUGAUGGAAUUUUGAAAAAGAUACUAUGUAAAACAAGUGGUGAUUUUAUUUUAAAUGUAAAUGUAUCAAAUCUGUGGUCUUCAGAUAGUAAAUCUGCUGAAUUUCAUUGCUUUUAUGCCAUUGGGAGAAACUGGUCCCUUACAUCAAAUUCACCUAAAUCAACACCUCCAGGUAAAAUAAUUUUUGAUUUGGAAUUCUUGGGAUCUAAUCUGCCUGACUCAGCUGAAUACUUUAUAGACUUUGGUGAUGAUUCUACUCAAGAUUUUUCUGAAAUCUCUUCAGAAUCUGAGGACUGGAAAACUUCCAUUUCUCAUAAUUAUGAUAAUGGAGGAAAUUUUACAGUUGUUGUAAAUAUCUCUAAUCCACUCGGAUCUGAAAUUUUUCAAAUUAUGGUCCAGAUAUUUGAAAAAAUUGGAAAAUUAUCUGUUAUUCCUUAUUUUGUAAAAGAUGGCUCUUAUCCAGAGGAUAAAACAGACUUGAAAGGAAAAGAAGAAACUGAUGCUCCUCUUGAUUCAACUAUAUACUUUGAAAAUUCAGUUAAAGGAUCUGUGACUCAUUAUUUGAUGAAGUUUGAAGAUGGAAGCAUUAGUAAAAAUGAUACUGAUGAUGUCUUUUCUCAUACCUUCUCUGAGGUAUA
Messenger RNA from Stegodyphus dumicola, 2348 nucleotides. RefSeq lists its product as uncharacterized. Gene Ontology annotation, cellular component: membrane. Gene Ontology annotation, molecular function: calcium channel activity; calcium ion binding; protein binding. Gene Ontology annotation, biological process: detection of mechanical stimulus. The record is from RefSeq and is a predicted model, not a curated record. Lineage: Eukaryota; Metazoa; Arthropoda; Arachnida; Araneae; Eresidae.